GGAGAGGAGGGGGCAAAUCUUUCUUCCAUCUGCCAGUUCCUCCUUCCUGUUUUACCUUCUCUCCCUCUUCGCGAGUCGAGCACGGGCGCGGCGCUCUGUUAGGGCUCCAGGCGCCCCCUCCCGACAUGGCCCCUUCCCCAGAGCAGCCUCGCCGCCCUUCCACCUUGCUCCCGUGGUUUUAGUGGGGCGCUGGCCCGGGCCUGUCUCCUCGCCUGGCUCAAACUGUACAAGAGGCACCGCAGCCAGAGAGCUGGCGGGCCCCGCCCCGGGCUGUCCGGCCUCUGGAGUUGCAAAGCGCUCGCAAUAGCUCUCCCGAGGAGGAGGAACUCGGGGAAAGGCAAAUCGCCUCCGUUUGCUCAGGAAAGCGCAGGAUGCUCCACGGAACGCGGGUCAUCCGCACCGAAGCCAGCAGUUGGGGCGCUCACAGCUCUUCUGCUCCGCCGCCCGUUCCCCAUGGGCUACUCGACAGAGGAUACGCGGGCUCUUGCUCAGCCAUGCUGAAAGUGGCCCAAAUGUUACUGCUGCUGGUUGGAUUCAUUUGCAUAAGAUCUUCACAAUGGACAAACCACAGUGCUUACAGCUACUUUGAAAUUGUCUGCAUAUGUGACUUAAUUAUGAUUUUCAUCUUUUACAUGAUCUACGUCUUUAGAGCUUAUCGAAUGCUGACUUGCAUCAGCUGGCCACUUGCAGAGUUUCUCCAUUACCUAAUAGGUACUAUUCUGCUUCUGAUUGCGUCCAUUGUGGCAGCUGCAAAAAGCUCCAAUUCAGCAGGACUGGUGGCUGGAGCGGUCUUUGGUUUCUUGGCUACAUUUAUGUGCCUCCUAAGCAUAUGGCUCUCUUACAAAGUCUCUUGUAACACUCAGUCGGCAGAUGCUGCAGUGUGAGUCUUUUGCUACUUCAAGAAGUGCACACCUGUUGAGAGAAGAGCUUGCAAAAACAUGCAAGAUGGAACUGUAUACUGGUAAAAUACAAUAGCCUGGCCUCA
Molecule: messenger RNA, 985 nt
Organism: Candoia aspera
Lineage: Eukaryota; Metazoa; Chordata; Lepidosauria; Squamata; Candoiidae
Gene: CMTM7
Product: CKLF like MARVEL transmembrane domain containing 7
Exons: 5
Coding region: 372-884 (170 amino acids)
Cellular component (GO): membrane
Source: RefSeq, a predicted model, not a curated record